Molecule: messenger RNA, 801 nt
Organism: Necator americanus (New World hookworm)
Lineage: Eukaryota; Metazoa; Nematoda; Chromadorea; Rhabditida; Ancylostomatidae
Exons: 1
Coding region: 1-801 (266 amino acids)
Molecular function (GO): catalytic activity
Source: RefSeq, a predicted model, not a curated record
AUGGUGAUCUGUACUUAUAACGCACGUACGCUUGCAUCGGAAGCGGCCAUCGAAGAUCUGAUGAUGCAAGCCAAGAAGAUCAAGUACGACAUCAUCGGACUGACCGAGACGAGACGACGUCACCCUCUCAACGCCGUAUAUGAGACUGGAGAAGAACUGUUCUUAGGAACAUGCGACAAUAGAGGUGUUGGUGGAGUUGGCGUCCUCGUCAACACGAGAACGGCAAAGAACAUCGACUCUCUCGAACAACUUACGACCCGAAUCGGACGUCUGCGGAUGAGAAGAUGUGGUCCAACACCAGCUUUGGCUAUCUUCGUCGCUUACGCUCCAACAUCAAGCUACGAAGAAGAAGAAGUCGAAGCUUUCUAUAUGGACCUGGAGAAGUUCUACCGAGAAGACCAUGCCUUCUACAAGGUCAUAAUUGGCGAUUUCAACGCCAAAGUUAGCCCAAGAAGAACGCCGGAGGAACUUCACAUCGGGACCCACGGCCUACAAUGGAAUGACCAGGGGGAGAGGCUCUCUGAGUUCAUCUCGGACUCGGACUCGCAAUUCCAGAAGCCCUUCUCUCUGCGCUGGAAGUGGGAGUCACCCGGUGGAGGGUACCGUAAUGAAAUAGACCACAUCAUUGCCAAUAAAAGGUUCUGCCUGACGGACGUCGCUGUUGUACCAAAGUUCAAUAGGGAUCGGACCAUCGCCUCCUUCGAGGAAGAUUUUCUUUCACAAGGAGAGCAGAGAAAGCCGCCAAGUUCAGAGGGGGAAAUCCCAGGACUAUCAUCAACUGGGAUUUCUUCGCUACGUUAG